AUGGCGCGUCACAACCUCGCGGAGGCCUACCGCUCGAGCGGAAACGAGGACAAGGCCGUGUUCCGAAUCGGCUCUCGAGCGACUAGCAAGACCUCCUCCCCCUCCUACCUCUCCGCCACCAUGCCGCGCCAGCUCCAGCCCGAGCAGCUGCUGACGCCCGUGCCGUCCGACAUCGCCAUCAGCGACGCCAUCGCGCCGCUGCCGAUCACGCAGAUCGCCCAGGCCGCCGGAAUCCUGCCCGAAGAGGUGGUGCCCUACGGCUCCACCAAGGCCAAGAUCUCGCUGGACGUGCGCGACCGACUCAAGGGCCAGCCCAACGGCAACUAUGUCGUGGUCACGGGCAUCACCCCCACGCCGCUGGGCGAGGGCAAGAGCACCACCACUAUCGGACUGUGCCAGGCGCUGGGUGCACACCUCGACAAGAAGGCGUUCGCCUGCAUCCGUCAGCCCUCGCAGGGCCCGACGUUCGGUGUCAAGGGAGGAGCCGCUGGAGGAGGCUACGCGCAGGUCAUCCCCAUGGACGAGUUCAACCUGCACUUGACGGGAGACAUCCACGCUAUCACUGCUGCCAACAACCUGCUGGCUGCUGCCAUUGACACCCGCAUGUUCCACGAGAACGCACAGAGCGAUAAGGCUCUGUUCCGUCGUCUGUGUCCGACUGCGAAGGGCGCCUCGGGCAAGUUCUCGCCGGUCAUGCUCAAGCGCCUGCAGAAGCUGGGAAUCACCAAGGUGACGCCUGAUGAUCUCACGGACGAGGAGAUCAGCAAGUUUGCGCGCCUUGACAUUGACCCGGACACCAUCACGUGGCAGCGUGUGCUCGACACCUGCGACCGCUUCCUGCGUCAGGUGGUCGUGGGUGCUGGCCCUGCUGAAAAGGGUCAGACCCGCAAGACUGGCUUCGACAUCACGGUGGCUAGUGAGAUCAUGGCCAUCUUGGCGCUUACUACUAGCCUGCAGGACAUGCGUGAGCGUCUGGGCCGUAUCGUCAUUGGCAUGAGCCGUGGUGGCGAGCCCGUGACGGCUGACGACCUGGGAGUUGGUGGCGCGCUGGCUGUGCUCAUGAAGGAUGCGAUCCUGCCCACGCUCAUGCAGACGGUGGAGGGAACUCCCGUCUUCGUGCACGCUGGCCCGUUCGCCAACAUCGCUCACGGCAACUCCUCCAUCAUCGCCGACCAGAUUGCGCUCAAGCUUGCUGGAGAGGACGGCUUUGUGGUCACGGAGUGCGGCUUUGGUGCCGACAUCGGCAUGGAGAAGUUCUUCAACAUCAAGUGCCGCACUAGCGGUCUGACCCCGCAGUGUGUGGUGCUUGUCUCUACGAUUCGUGCGCUCAAGAUGCACGGUGGAGGCCCAAACGUGGUUGCUGGCAAGCCGCUUGACCCUGUGUACGUUGAGGAGAACCUCGAGAUGCUGGAGGUUGGCUGCGCCAACAUGCAGCACCACAUCCGCAACGCUCUGAAGUUCGGCGUGGCGGUUGUUGUGGCUGUGAACGUGUUCGCCACGGAUUCGCCUCGUGAGAUUGAGCUGGUGAAGCAGAAGGCGCUGGAGGCUGGUGCCACCGCUGCUGUGGAGAGCAACCACUGGGCGCUGGGUGGCAAGGGCGCGAAGGACUUGGGCCAAGCUGUCGUCACGUCCUGCGAGAAGAUGCGUGCUCAGGGAAGCCCGUUCAAGUUCCUGUACCCGCUCGAGUUCAGCAUCGCUGAGAAGUUCGAAGUCAUCUGCAAGGAGAUCUACGGUGCUGAUGGUGUCGAGUUCAGCGAGGAGGCCAAGAAGAAGCUUGCAGUGUACUCGGAGCGGGGAUACGGCAACUUGCCCGUGUGCUGUGCCAAGACGCACCUGAGUCUGAGCACGGACCCGACCGCGAAGGGCGUGCCCACCGGUUUCUCCGUCACGGUGCGUGACAUCCGCGCCUCUGUGGGCGCUGGCUUCGUCUACGUGCUCUGCGGAGACAUGAUGACCGUUCCUGGCCUCCCCACGCGUCCGGGCUUCUACGACGUCGACCUUGACACCGAGACUGGCAAGGUGAUCGGUCUGUUCUAA
Phytophthora sojae is the source of this 2037-nucleotide messenger RNA. RefSeq lists its product as hypothetical. The record is from RefSeq and is a predicted model, not a curated record. Gene Ontology annotation, molecular function: ATP binding; formate-tetrahydrofolate ligase activity. The coding region runs from base 1 to 2037 and encodes 678 amino acids. Lineage: Eukaryota; Oomycota; Peronosporomycetes; Peronosporales; Peronosporaceae. The transcript has 8 exons.